Molecule: messenger RNA, 2805 nt
Organism: Aspergillus affinis
Lineage: Eukaryota; Fungi; Ascomycota; Eurotiomycetes; Eurotiales; Aspergillaceae
Exons: 11
Coding region: 1-2805 (934 amino acids)
Biological process (GO): regulation of DNA-templated transcription
Molecular function (GO): oxidoreductase activity; DNA-binding transcription factor activity
Source: RefSeq, a predicted model, not a curated record
AUGGCUAUAGCCACUCCAAACGGCCAAACGCAGCCACUUGUGUCGGAUACCAAAUGCAUAGUACCCGGGAUUCUGCCAUACAGGACACUCGCAAUACCCUCAUCGGAAGACGACCCCGAACUUCGCCGGAAGUAUCGCCCAUUCCUCCUCGAGUUCGACUCGUCUCCGGACUGGGUCAAUGACCUAGAAUUAACAUCUGUGCUUGACCUGGCUGAGAAAGACCUGGUGGCCACGAAUAGCCGGUUGAAAGUCCUCGUGCUCUACGGUAGCCUCCGACGUCGAUCAUACUCAAAGCUGGUGGCGUUUGAGGCCUCGCGAAUCCUUUUCCGUCUCGGUUGUGACGUCCGUAUCUUCAACCCCGAAGGCCUUCCCGUGAAAAAUGAUGUUGAUCACACGCAUCCAACAGUCCAGGAACUCCGAGCGCUGAGCGCGUGGAGUGACGGGCACGUGUGGAUUUCACCAGAGCAGCAUGGGAAUUUGACCGCCGUCUUCAAAAACCAAAUUGACUGGAUCCCUCUCAGUACAGGAUCCAUCAGGCCAACUCAAGGCCGCACCCUCGCAAUUGGACAAGUUUGCGGCGGAUCGCAGUCCUUCAAUGCAGUAAACUCACUGCGCAUCCUUGGCCGCUGGAUGCGCAUGUUGACGAUCCCGAACCAGUCGUCUAUUCCCAUGGCAUAUACGCAUUUCCCUGACGAGGGUCAAGAGGGGGACCAGCGACUGAAACCGAGUUCAAAUCGCGAUCGAUUGGUCGAUUGUAUGGAGGAGUUUGUCAAAUAUACGAUUCUUAUGAGGCCGCAUCUUGAGACUUUCGGCGAUCGGUUUAGGUCCGCGUGCCACUGCGUGUUGCGAAUUACUGCCGAGGACCUCAUUCGGGUCCGAAAUAAUCAGCGCAAAUCGCGAGAGCGGAGGAAGCAUCAUGUUGCGGAGUUGGAGCAGAAGGUAAAGCAGCUGGAGUCAGCGGUAGCAGCGGCCAAAGUACCCAUGCCGAGCAUGAGCCUGGCAAAGGAGAAUCGCAUACUUAGAACCCUGCUGGAGUCGAUUGGGUUUGACAGCUUAUCGCUCGAGGGAUAUGUACAGGGUGCCCCUCUUGGUGGAGUGCAGGUGUCGUUGGAAUCCGAUUUUAUCGCUCCCGCGGGUCCUGUAGCUGGUGUGGGGUUUGGGGGGUUGGAGCCAGGGUUGAUGCCUACUGAUCAACUCUACGCUCUCGCUACAGGAGAACCAAGUUCCAGUAUUCAGAAUAUAGGCCUUGUUAGCCCCGAUGUCUUGGAUCUCUCGUACUCUGCCCCAACACAGGGGACGAAUGAGAUCUCACUGGACAUACUUCAGAGUCAGCCUCCAAUAUGGGACACUGAAUUAAUAAUGACCGAAGACCCAGCCGGUAUACUGCACACCCUAGGUGGAGAAACCUCGCGCCCAGCAAACUCUGUCAACGGUGAGACUACACUAUGCAGCGUCGCAUUCCACCUUAUUAUCCAGUGCAGACGCACGGGAAAGGGUGUGCUCGAGCUCGAGACGAAGCUGCGGCAUGGGUACAAGAUGCCCGCUGGUCCCGGGGAAGGUUGUCGGGUGGAUAAUGGGACUCUUUUGGCGGUGCUUGCUGAGCUUCAAUUUAGCAACGCCAAUAGUGUGGAGGAUAGCCUCGCCCGCGCAUUCGGCUACUCGGCGGAGGACCUGGCCUCGCUCCCUGAGAAGGCGAAUCUGGGUGUUAGUUGCGGUAACCCGGUUGCUGUUGCAGGGAUCAAGGAGGGCGAAACAGUCGUGGAUUUAGGAAGCGGAGCUGGUAUUGAUGUCUUCCUCGCUGCUCAGAAGGUCGGCCCGCAGGGAAAGGCGAUUGGGGUCGAUAUGACAGAAGAAAUGAUAAGCCUAGCACGCCGAAACGCAACUCGCUCUAACCUGCAAAACACUCUCUUCAUCCAAUCCCCCAUCACAUCAAUCCCGCUGGAGGACUCCACAGUGGACUGCAUAAUCAGCAACUGCGUUAUUAAUCUUGUCCCACACCAAGAUAAACCAGUCGUCUUUGCUGAAAUUGCACGACUACUAAAGCCCGGCGGCCGCGUUGCGGUCAGCGAUAUCCUUGCCCGGCGCGAGCUCCCCGCAGCCAUCCUGGAUGAUAUGGCGCUGUACGUCGGUUGUGUUGCGGGGGCAAGUCAAGUGACGGAGUACCGGGCUUGGUUGGAGGGGGUUGGGCUUACGGAUAUCCUGCUUCUGGACAUGAAGGCCGAUAUAAACCUCUACAAGCAGUCCUCGGAGACAAGUCAGGGCAAUUGUGGUGCUGCCAAAGAGUCAGUGAGGCUUUCCGCAGGUGAGUUUGCAGACGUUGAUUUUAACGCGUGGGGAGAAAAGUUGGAUUCGGCAAUGCGAUUGGGGGCAAAGGGAGGAGUUCAUUAUAUGGAUAAGAAUUGGGAAGACGGAUUACUGGACUUCUUGCCUUCGAAGAGAAGGGAAUUCGAUGCGGUGAUUGAUGGCACCGAGGGAGAUAUUGUUCAUACAGCGGUCAAACUACUCAAGGCUGGAGGGAUAGUAGUGAUCUACGGCAUGACUAUGGCACCGUCACUGUCCUUUCCGAUGCGGGCAAUAUUGAAGAAUCUCGAUAUCCGUGGGACGGCGCUUGGGUCUCGCCGAGAGUUUGCUGAGAUGGUGGGCUUUGUUAGAGAGAAACGAAUCACACCGGUCAUCUUCUCUCGAGUAUUGAAUGGCAUCGAAAAUGUGAAGGCAAUUGAAGAACAGUUUGAUAUAUUGAGAUCUGGUAGACAGUUCGGAAAGUUGGUGAUCAAACUAGAUGCCGAAGAACACUGCAAACUGUAG